Phyllopteryx taeniolatus (common seadragon) is the source of this 7396-nucleotide messenger RNA. RefSeq names its product protein AF-17-like. The record is from RefSeq and is a predicted model, not a curated record. The transcript has 20 exons. Gene Ontology annotation, cellular component: nucleus. NCBI's taxonomy places the organism in Eukaryota, Metazoa, Chordata, Actinopteri, Syngnathiformes, Syngnathidae. Gene Ontology annotation, biological process: regulation of transcription by RNA polymerase II. Bases 573 to 3755 code for a protein of 1060 amino acids. Gene Ontology annotation, molecular function: nucleosome binding; histone binding.
CAGAAAGGUAUCGCGCGCGACAUCGGCUGGCGAAACCACUUGGAAUUGUCACUUGGCUGUUUUGUGGGGAUCCUGCAGAUGGCGCCGUUGACACGUAAUUCAUGAAAGGAACACGUCCAGCGGUUUUCAUGCCGCCGUACACAUGCUUCGAUGUUGGAAUUAAAAACGACUUUGUACGGUAUAAAUGUACACAGCCGUUGGUAAUAAAUCCGCCAAGAAUUUCCAUGUGACGGGGGAAAAGUGCGGAGACAGAGAGGAGGAAGCGCAAAUCCCAGCAACGUGCUAGUGCUACCUUUGCUAUGCCAGUUGUUGCGACCCGGAGGAUCUGAUGUGAGCAUGCGCACUGCAUCGCCUCUAUGGGGACUGGGAGGACAUCACGGAAAAAACGGAGCAGCGGCACCACCGCGAACCCUACGCCGAGAUUGCGCACGACUAAGCGGCCCAAGACUAUGCCCAGCGCGGCGCUAGCGAGCGGGACGACCCCUUGACAGGCCUGAAGCCAGCUCUGCGCCGCCGCCGGGAGGGGUGGGGUGGGGGGGGGGGACGGACACAUUUCUUCAUGUGGGAGCAGCAUGCGGGAAAUGGUCGGUGGUUGCUGCGUGUGUUCCGACGAGCGAGGCUGGGCUGAGAACCCGCUCGUCUACUGUGAUGGACACGGCUGCAACGUCGCCGUACAUCAAGCAUGCUAUGGCAUCGUUCAGGUGCCCACUGGCCCGUGGUUCUGUCGUAAGUGUGAGUCACAGGAGAGGGCAGCGAGAGUGAGGUGUGAGUUAUGCCCCCACAAAGAUGGCGCUCUCAAGAGAACAGACAGCGGAGGUUGGGCUCACGUUGUGUGUGCACUUUACAUACCGGAGGUGCAGUUCGCCAACGUCCUCACCAUGGAACCCAUCAUCUUACAGUAUGUUCCACAUGAUCGAUACAUGAAGACAUGUUACAUCUGUGAGGACCAUGGCAGAGAGAGCAAGGCAGCAUGUGGAGCGUGCAUGGCCUGUAACAGACAAGGCUGCAGACAGGCAUUCCAUGUCACCUGCGCUCAGAUGGCAGGCCUGCUGUGUGAGGAGGAAGGCCCUGAAGCUGACAAUGUCAAAUAUUGUGGCUACUGCAAGCAUCACUACAACAAAAUGAAGAAACGACGCUCCAGUGAAAAUGCAAGUAGUACCUUCAGUCAUUCCAGGGGGCGCGCUACUUCUCCAUCACAGGACAAACAUCACCACCACAGGCAGCGGAAGAGUCACAAGGACAAGAUUCGUCAGAAAGACCGCCACAAGUCCUCUGACAGCCUUGUCCCUUCGGUGGUAUCCAGCAGUAUAGACAUGCUCUCUUCCACUCACCACAGUUCCAAAGACAGUGAGGGAAAGUCCAAGAAGCUGAUUUCGCACAGUCACGGUCACCACAAUAAGAAAGCAGGAAGCACCGUCAAGAGUGGCUCCUCCUCUUCCUGUUCCUCCAGUCCAUUCAAUCCAGGUGGAGAUCAGUCUUCCGCUCCAGAUUUCCAUCAGUACUCCUCCUCUUCCCGUCUGGAGCGUGACCAAGAGCGAGGAGGCGGUGACCACAGUGGCGAGGAUCGCAAAGAGCGUCACAGGAGGCCAGCCGUCCAGAGGGCCAAAGAGGACGGUGAUAAGGAGGAAGACAAAGAUGAGGAUGAGGAGGAAGACGAGGAUCGCAAUUAUCAUGAGCCGCCAGCGUUGACGCCUGCUGAGGGCCCUCUCACUGGGUCUCAGGGUCAUGAUCGGUCAGAUGCAAACUCAAGCCCUUUCGAGAACAAGGUCACAAUUUCAACUUUUGGCUCCAUCAUGCGCAUCACCUCCACAUCAGUGCUGGGUAGUAGCAGUAAGAUCCGCAAGAUCUCCUCUUCAGGGGACUACAAACCUUCCAAGUCUCUGUGCAAGUUGUCUCAACUAAGCACACCACCUAUCCCAGAAGAAACAGAUUUAGAGGACAAAACUACCCUGCCACCUCUGCCCCAAGAGAGAAGGCACCGUGGCAACAAAAAGAGCCGCCACGGUCCAGGCCGACCUCGGGGAAGCAAGAACCGAGAGAGGAAAGAGGACGCUCAUUAUCAUCAUCACAGCACCGCACCUCCUCCUCCACCACCACCAGUCUUCACCUCCUCGCUCUACCCGAGCCCAAUGUCAGUUCCACACCUGGCAUUCCCCUCCUCAUUGCCCACCACCACCCCUUUGUCCUCUUCAUUCUCAUCUUCCUCAGCUAGCAGUUUUUCCACAAGCCGUGGCAACUCGCUGCUUGGCUCGGGUAUUUAUUCCAGCCUUAAGAACCCUCUUUCACUGGGUGGGGGCAUCUGCAGCACCGCUGUCUCUCUGGGUGGAGGGGUGUGUAGCACCUCCUUGUCCCUGGCUGGGGCCAUGUGUAGCACCUCUCUCUCAUCAGGACUCCUCCCAUCCCACGCACUCUCACUCUCGCACCAAUCAAGCAAUCCUGUUUCAAACCCACAGGUGCAUCCAGGUUCGAGCAGCGCCUACAAUGUAACCUCCACGCAACCUUUCAUCACUGGUCUCUCCACACUGCCACCACUACUGAGUCAAGCCCCAACCUCACUACGAGAGUCAGACCUUGAUGACUGUCGCUUCCCAUGUCAGGGAAACUCGCCGAGGGAAAGUCUUUCCUCACAGUCUCCUAUGAGCUCCCUCCCACUUCUUUUUGACCAGAGAGAUGGUUUAGGUGCAGGAAUUCAAGCAUGUCCUGAGAACAUCCCCCAGGCAAGCUCGCACAUUGAGCUCCUGUUGGAGAAACAUAGCAAUGGAGAGAUUGGCGUCAAUAUUGUUGACAUGCUCCAGUCACUUCACUCGCUGCAGCAGGAGAACCAGCGGCUCCAGGACCAGAUCCUCAGUCUGACAGCCAAGAGGGAGCGACUGCAGUUGCUCAACACCGAGCUGGCUGUACCUUUCCCUCAUGCUCAUUCCGUCCAAGGCUCUUUGCACACCGCACCCCGGAUCAACUUCCUGUCCUCAAGUCAAGACCCCCUAAUCACCAAUAAGAGUCCACUGUCGAAGAACAGUUUCCUUAAUGAAACUUCCUUUGUUACCUCCUCUGAGGAUCUCCACUCUGGUAGUCCGUCCCGCAGUUGCUCUUCCCUCUCCUUCCAGAGUACUCCUCCUCCUCAACCAAGCCCCGCCUCCUCGAGUCAACCAGUGAUGAAUGGGCGAGGUACGGGUGACAGUUUGAGGAUAAUAAGUCAGGUUGGCACCUCUACUCAGCUUGUGGCGGGCGGGCUACUCACAUCUCUUGCAGGAAGUCCUCAACUGAGUCUGAAUGGAUCGCUCAGUGGUUUAAAUGGGGUGAUACAUUCCCCUGUCCAGAGCGCAUCUCAGUCCACACUCCCUGCUCUGCGUCCCCAGCCGCCUCCACUCCACCCUCAGACAAUGGCACAGAGCUUUCAGCUUCCCAAGAGUGUGAGCCCGUCUUCUCUCCUGUCAGAGCAGCAGAAACAGAUUAUUCUGGAGCAGCAGCAGCAACUCCAGCAGUUCCUCACAUCACAGAACUUCACUCCUGAGCAGAGGGCAGUCGUUUGCCAGAUGCUUCAGCAGCAGAGGCAGAGGGAGCUGCAGCGCCUCACACUGGCAGGAGCCCUCACGUCCACGACAAAUUCCCCCAUAUUGGCCCAGUCGCCCAACCUGCUGUCCUCAGCAACUUCCUGCCCCCUGCAGGGCAGCCAGGGGGGAAACCUCUUUGGGCGACAGGAAGGCCCCCUUCAAAAGCCUGCUGCAGGAGAGAAGGGCGGAGACAAGAAUGGAUAAAACCCCCAAUGUUACAACACCAUCUCAAAUGAAGAUAUUGAUCAUAACUCUGAGGAAUGACUGAGGUCAACUCACAUGACAUGAGGACAGCAUUUCUACUCUGUCAUCUUUAAUGAAUGUACAACAGGAUGGACUUGAGGGUGAGGUUUUUGUGCAUGGAAGUUGUUUUUAUCAGAGGUUCUUUAAUGUUUUUACACAGGCAGCUUUUCAGAGAGCACAAAUACAGUGGUCUCUUCUUAAAUUGCACUAAUUUGUUAGUUAGACCAACGGGCCUGCUUAUUAUGUGGACACUCUUUACUCGUCCUGACAGGUGUGGUCUUGUUUCUUGUUUUGAAGUAUAAUCUCAAGCACUGAUCUUUAAUGAAUCCUUUCCAUAGAUUUUCACAUUCAGACUGUUGGGAAUUAAUGAAAGAAUGUCAUCCACUUGUGAGCCACCUCACACAUUUGUCUUCCUGUAAAUGUUUUCUUCCCUUUGUGUUCGCCACACCCACAUUAUUUCCAGGCAUUUGCUUUAUGCUUAAUAAAAAGCUAAAUUUAAUAUCGUCUUUCACACGAGUGACUUGCUGUUGACUCCUGACGGGACAAGCCGAAAGUCACAACAACAAGGUGGUCAGUGGCAUUUCAAUUACCUCAAAACUUUGUACCAUCAUUUUCUACUCUGUUGUGUGGGUUCCAUUUUGUGAUAACUCCUUUUACUACUUAUACAGGAUAUAAAUGGCCACCGAAAAUUUUGUCAUCAACCAUGUUAAAGCUAUUUACUGAUGUCUAAAUAUCCACAAUUGCGUAUUGGUCCCUACAACUGGCAUUGCAUCUAUUCAAAACCAGAAAAGUUUAUCUAUCUAUCUAAUUGCUGUCGAGAUUAAGAGGAUGAAACCAAACAUUUAGAAGUUGUUAGUGAGUUGUUCUUUUUCCUAAGUGUGCACUUUGCGUUAGUAGUCGAAUGAGCUAUUUAGUCAUCAACACAAAAGAUGCUCAGUAACUUCAAGAGACUUGAUUUUUUUUUUUAUGAGAAUCAGCACUCUUUUUUUAUAUAUAUAUAUAUAUAUAUAUAUAUAUAUAUAUAUAUACAGUAUAUAUUUCUGUUCAACAUUCUUUUCAUGUCUGAGAACUCGCUGUUCUUUUAGCAAUACUGGCUAGAUAAUGCCUUAAUGUUGGUAGUCUUUUUUUUCAUUGCGGAUACAUGGAGAGUUACUGAAAAGGCACUCAUCCUAAACCCAUUUAUACAUUUUAUAGAUAAUUUCAUCAAAUGAAAUGUGUGAAUAACCUGAUAGUGAUAACUAUAGUGUCAUUUUUUACUGUAUAAUUUUUGUGUUCAGAUACAAUGUUCUUGAGUUGUAUGUGCUUCAGAGAUGUGAGAGAAAAGUACGAAAUGGAAAUCUUACAAUGAAGCCUGCACAGUGGUGCCCUAGCAAAGGAUGUAAACUAUAAUGAAAAUGCUGUCACAAUAGUGUGUUAUUUGUGGUGUUCCCUGCUCUGAGGAUGGUGAAAUGAGAUGCAGUGGACCCUUAUUGGUUACUGGCGCUUCCAUUCAUGGCAUUGGCUGAUGGAAAGCUUAUUUUCCCCUACUACCGUAAUUUCUUAUGUAUAAUGUGCAUUUUUUUUGCCCAAACAAUUGUCAAAAGUCAAUAGUGCGAAUUAUACAUAGGUAUAGGGGCAAAUGGGAAAAAACUUUCACAUUUUAUAAAUGUAUGCCGCCAUCUAUUGGUAAUGAAAAAGCUGUACACUUUAAUUCCAAAAUGCCACCGCCACCUAGUGGUUAUAAAAAAGGUGUAGCCUACACUUUCAAUCCAAUAUGACAGGCGUGUACAUAUGACUGCAUAUAUGUACAUUUGUGCUGAUAAGUUUACAUACCCUGGCAGAAUUUUAUUAUUUUUUUAAAUAUCACUGAUGACUGAACAACAACCAUCAUUAAUUUCUUUAUGGUUAUGUUAUGUUUAAUGAUAAUGCUUUUCUGAAAUGCUUGACCGUUUAAUUUGAAUCGCAUUAAAAUACAAUUAAAUGUGUUUCACCUGGUCCUUCAUGUUUUCUUUAAAGAAUUGUACCCAUCUUACAAAUUCUGCCUGGGUAAUCAAAAAUAUGAGCACACCUGUGUGUUUCCUCAGUCACUAAAUAAAAGUAGGGCUGUGAAUUUCAAAAUAAGAGCAAGUAAAUUAAAACAAAAAGGAUUAAGUGUGCAAACCAAGUGCUUAACUUCAGAAGAAUUCUUUGAAAAAAAAAAUAACAAAAUACAUCCAUCCAUCCAUUUUCUGAGCCGCUUCUCCUCACUAGGGUCGCGGGCGUGCUGGAGCCUAUCCCAGCUAUCAUCGGGCAGGAGGCGGGGUACACCCUGAACUGGUUGCCAGCCAAUCGCAGGGCACAUACAAACAAACAACAUUCGCACUCACAUUCACACCUACGGGCAAUUUAAGGUCCCCAAUUAAUGCAUGUUUUUGGGAUGUGGGAGGAAACCGGAGUGCCCGGCGAAAACCCACACAGGCACGGGGAGAACAUGCAAACUCCACACAGGCGGGACCGGGGAUUGAACCCCGCUCCUCAGAACUGUGAGGCUGACGCUCUAACCAGUCGGCCACCGUGCCACCUAACAAAAUACAGAUAAUACUCAAUGUUUUGAUCAUAUGGGUAGAAGCAAAAUCAUGCAUUGUAAAAAUGCAUUAUACAUAGGUAGAAGGGUUAUCCAGAAUUUUGAGGUCAAUUUAGGGGGCGCGUAAUAUACAUGGGUAUGCAUUUUACACGAGAAAUUACGGUAUAUGUUGCCAUGUGAUUCUUCCAUUCUUUUGAUCACAAAUUCAUAGGAGGAAGGGAUUUUUUUAAUGUUUUCUCUUUUUUUCUGUAGCAAUAUUGUCACGGGUCUUGUUUUCUCACCUCUUCAAUUUGAAAUAUCGUCUGCCCUACGUGAUAUCUUGAGUGCUAGUUAUUUUUGUGUGUAGAUGUCAGAAAACAACUUAAAACAGCUCACUAGGAGGUGAUUAAAUACUGUAGCAAUGACAGAAUGGGAAUGUUUUAUUAUGUUGAUUGAAAAAAAAUAUGAGCCAACUUUUAACAUUAAAAGUGGGACGUCUACAAUUUACCAAGUAUGUGUGAAGUCCUGAGAAGACUAUGUCCAAUGAAGGUUUUGUUUUCUUUCCCAUGUUGCACUGGGGCAUUGUAAGCCCAAUUUGUUCAAUCUAUUUUAUUUGAUUAUAAGUUGUCCAUUUCUUUGUGCAAGACAUGUUCUUUAAAGCUUUGAAGUUUGGGUAACCAAGAUAAUCCAUGUUAUGAAUGUCGUACUGUGUAUCUUCAGUGUUACAACAUUAGAGCACCCAUCUCAUAGUGAGGUUUGAUGGAGAGUUACUUGUUAGAAUAAGAAUUGCAUAAAAUGCAGUGGUUUCUCAAAUAUAUCAAUAAUUACGAAGUUAUAACUAUGCAUGAUUUUAAAUGCAUUAUUCCCUAGCAAAGAAAUGUUUUUAUUAAAUGAGCACCUAAAGCACCUAAGGACAAGGUUGUUGUCUUUGUAGAGGAUAUUUGCCUGAGAGAAUUGAUAAAAAAAAUGAAUUUGACAAUAUUCAGAUUAAAUCCCUGUAAAGUAUUUUGAUAUUUUUGUGUGUAAAAUUAAAAUGAUGGAUGAGUACAGUUUUGUUUUGUCAAUAAAUGUAUUUUACUGA